UCAGUUUUCUUUCAAUCAUUCGCGACAACGGUCGAUCGCGGUUCCGAUCAAUUACUCUCUCAUUCGCGUCCUAUUGUAGUUGCUUUGUAUCACACGCGCUUACCUUUACUCUCCAACUUAAAAAAACUCACUUAAUUGAUCUUAAGCCGGUGAAAAAAACUGCAAUUUUUUAUGCUGAUGUGGUUUUAUUUUUGACUCUUGAUUCACCGGGAAGUGUAUUCCAAUUUGUUCGCAUACCUUGAAGAACGAAAACUGUCAUUAAGCUGGACUCGUCUGUUGUCACCGAGAGUUUUACACUCAUCUUGUCCUGCGCUGGUGUUUGCGAAGCGGCGAGACCUUCCUUGCUUUGCAUUUUGGUUUGCAAAUGAUCUGAUUUCAUUGUGUGCGCAAAUUUGAAAAAUAAAUGAAGUGCUGAAAAAAUUAUACACAAAAAGCUAAAAAUAUCACCGCAGCUUAUUGCUCGGACACGAAAAACGAAGACACACGGUCACGUUCAACGAGUAACAAUAACAACAUUCAAGCGGACAUCUGAAAACACUUUCUAGGAAAACUGCUGAGAGAGCACAAUCGACACAGCUGAAUCAUGACGACCACACGGGAGAGGCGAGAGGAAUAUCACACAAAUGUGGUUCGCACACUAACCCCGUCCAGACCACUUUCCCCUGGAACGCACACGACACAAUUCGAUAGCAAUUUAGAUAACCUCCUGGAAGACCUACAGGCUAGUGUUUCCCGCCCUGGCAGCUCACUAGGACAACCCCUCGCCGGAGGCUACUCGAACACAACACGUGAAGUGCAAUAUUUGCAGCCGGCCAAUGUCACUACCGUUGCCCGGGAGCGUUCCGUCAGUCCCAGCUUCCAAACGAACAAGGUAUACAAAACGGCAAAGUAUGAAUACAAAAGCAGUAGCACCUCUGGCAGUGGCGGAGGCAUCACCGGAGGGGCCCCCAGGGCAGGCACAGAAGGGGUCAGCGAAGUAUACCAGCGCAACAUUAAUCAACUCGACACUCUGCUGAACGACCUGGAACGGGAACGAGAUUCUUCGUUGGAUCGAAGCCAACGAAGUCUACAUCGAGUUGAUUCAGGAUUAAAUGAACCUGGCACAAAAAUCAUCAAAACCACAACGACAUACUCAUCGGCCGGUGGAAAGCAACCCGUAUCCCGGGAGCUGGUCUUUGACUCUCCAGGAAGCUACGAAGUCCGCCAAUCUCGAUCCCGGCAGCGAAGCCCAUCGUACGAGAAUGCUUCGACCGCAGUGAAAAAUGUCUCUUACAGUUCCGACAGCAGCGGAAUCUACGGAGGCAUCAAUCGAUCCCGCACAGUAACGCCCGUCCGAUCCGAACAGUAUUACACCGAAACGAGAACCGUUUCGCCCAAUUCGGACCUUGCCCCAAGGAAUGUCCACUACAACGAAACAGUCAGCGUAGACACAGCUCCGGCUUCGAAGGCUCUGGCCAAUAUUCCUUUGUCAGAAGGUAUUCUUCCAAGGCCGAAUACGAAGGUGACCACCACUGUACGCACCUACACAUACGAGCUCCCUCCGGAUAGUGAGUUGAACCAGACCUUGUCCUACCGAAACGAAUCAUUGCACCAGACUUCCAACACAGUGCCGGCUGCUUAUCCAGAGCGCGAUUUAUCGCCAACUCAUCAUGUUAGUCCCAGCUCCAAGACAAUCUUGGUCAAAAAUGAAACCAUCAACACAUCCAACAACGUCCAAGAGUAUCCAAUACCGACGAUGCUUGAUCACCAGCUGCCGCCUAACACGGCCAAAACGAUCUACUACAAGAAAGAUACCAAGCACUCGACAACCAACUACUACCCAGAACAUCCUACAGGCCCCGGACCACAUCCGACCAACUUCAAAGCAAUCGGAGCUCCCCCUGCUGGAGAUCAUCCAUCGUAUCCACCAGGAUCAAACACUUACGUGUACCGUGAAGAACGUACCAAUACGGCAAAUAACCGUUACGGAUCUCCCGUGCCGUAUGGCGAUUAUCCGGACCGCAGCGGAACAUAUCCGAGAGAACCGAAUCCCACAACGGUGACGUACAAGUACAGUUCGACCACUACCAAUGCCACCAGAAACAUUUAUCCACCGCCGGAAGAACGGGAGCCGCUGCUGCAGCCUUUCCCGACCGACAAUAUUCCCCAGAACGAAAUCGAUGGAAAUCCACCGAAACGGGUCGAAGAUUUGAUGGCUACGCUUGGGGAGAACGGUCAAAUUACGUACAUGUCAAAGCACUCUCACUCCACCGAGAAUGGCACCGGACCGAAAAAGCUGCGGGAAGCAUCUCCGCCGAAGGUAACCGUGGUGGAGGAACCAGUUGAUAGCAAAAACGUGCCCAUUUCCUCGAAGAACGUCGCCGGCCCUCCGGUUUACUAUCCCCCGGGACACGAGAUGUUUGCCAAGAAGGAAAGCGAAGCAGCCGCGUGGCGUGCUCAGGGUGAGUACGCCAAGGCAAGCGGAAAAUACAUGUACGAAGCGGAAAGCAAAUCCAAAACCACAUCCAAGUCCGGAGCAGCCGUUGUACCCGUUUGUCUUCCACUAUGUUGUGCCAUGCCUUGCAGCAUUAUGUAAAUGUUGAGCGCGUCGUCCAAGCUUUCGUUGCAACAUCGCGCAGCAACUAGUUUUAAGGAGCUUCCCCACUUUGGAGCCGACCAUGUUUACUUAAAACCGAUUAACAAGUAAACGUUAACAUUUUGUGUUUGGGAUACAACGACGGAAAAAUGUGCCAUUGUCAGUUUUAAUCUUUUUGGAUGAAUCUAACAAACAACCGAAGGAAUCUUAAUUCGUUCUAAAACAUUAUUUUAUUUGAUAAACAAAGUCAAUUUGCGAAGAUUCUGAAUGCUUAAAAUGCCUUAAGCCACAGUGCCAAUUAACGAUAUUAUUUUGUUGUUUUUGUAUACACGCUAAUACAAUAUGCAAAUAAAACCGGUAAAAGUUUA
Aedes aegypti (yellow fever mosquito) is the source of this 2943-nucleotide messenger RNA. RefSeq lists its product as uncharacterized. Bases 584 to 2575 code for a protein of 663 amino acids. NCBI's taxonomy places the organism in Eukaryota, Metazoa, Arthropoda, Insecta, Diptera, Culicidae. The transcript is spliced from 10 exons. The record is from RefSeq and is a predicted model, not a curated record.